Dovyalis caffra is the source of this 1818-nucleotide messenger RNA. NCBI's taxonomy places the organism in Eukaryota, Viridiplantae, Streptophyta, Magnoliopsida, Malpighiales, Salicaceae. The record is from the annotation of a GenBank genome assembly.
AUGUUGAUUUUAGUGCUAAAUAAACAAGGACUAAGAAUAAUUGAAGAACACAUUCUUCUAGAUGGUUCACCUAAGAGUCCACUUGACUUUAUCCGAGUUCAAAUUGCCAAUGUGGACUCAAAUUUUGCCGAUGCCAUAUCGGAGAUUGAGAAGAUUAAGGUUGAGGGACGAAUGAAGGAUGGAAUUCCCCACUUGACCAAAGUUGGAUCUUUUGAGGUUGAUGUGAGCUUGGAAGAUCCUAUUCAGACACCACUGAUUUGCAGAUCCAUCAUGGAUUUCAUGAAAGUCUUCGAUCAAACUGUCCGCGAAAUAAAGAGAGAGGUCAAUCUCAAGGUCUUGAAGGUUCCUGAAAUCGAACAGAAGGUGUUGGAUGCCACUGACGAUGCGCCAUGGGGUCCACAUGGAUCUGCAUUGGCUGAGAUUGCCCAGGCUACUAAAAAAUUCACGGAAUGUCAAAUGAUUAUGAAUGUUCUGUGGACGAGGUUAGGUGAGACGGGGAAGGACUGGCGUCUUGUUUACAAGGCAUUGACUGUUGUAGAAUAUUUGGUGGGACAUGGAUCUGAUCGUGCCGUUGAUGACAUAAUAGAACAUACAUUCCAGAUCUCAUCGCUCUCAAGUUUCGAAUAUGUUGAGCCAAAUGGAAAGGACUCGGGACUUAAUGUGAGGAAGAAGGCUGAAAGUAUUGUAGCCCUUUUGAACAAUAGGGAUAAAAUUCAAGAAGUCAGAAAUAAGGCUGCCGCUAACCGUGAUAAGUAUAUCGGUCUUUCAUCUAGUGGAAUAUCUUAUAAGCCAAGUUCAGCUUCUUUUGGUAGCAGCAGCAGCUUCCAAAGUAGAGAUCGCAAGGAUCAAGAUGAUAUGUCUUCUCGUGCAUCAAAGACAUCUGCUAACCUAAAUGCCUCUGAUAAGAAAAACUCAGUUUCAAGUAAUUAUGAUGAUGAUGAUUUUGAUCCCCGGGGAACCUCCAGUUCUAAUUUUGCUACUCAAACCUCUACCCAAGUUGAUUUGUUUGGAGAAAGUUUGAUUGGUGAUCUCAUGGAUGCACCAACAUCUGUUCCUACAGAAGCAUCAGUCAUGAAUGGGAAGUCAGCAGAGGUUGAUCUGUUUGCUGAUGCAGCUUUUGUAUCAGCUCCUCCCCAAGUUGGAAAGGAAGCAAGUUCACUGACUCAGACAAAGGUUGAUCUGUUUGCUUCCCAACCUGCCAACCCUUCUGCAGUUCCAUCAACAUUUGACUUCUUUACUAGUGAUGAACCAGUUGUGCAAACCGAGAUCAAGACUCCCAAAUGUGAUUCUCCAGACACUAAUGUCAUCGACCCAUUUGCUGCAGUUCCGAUGAACAAUUUUGAUGGAUCUGAUCUUUUUGGUGCUUUCACUUCUAAUUCUAAUCCAGCUUCUACAGAACCGACACAAAGUCCUAUUAAUGAUGGCAGUCCGAACAAUUUGGAUGGGAAGUCUUUGGCAAGCUCCAAUCCUCCACAAAAGGAGGAGGGUUUCCAGGUGAAGUCUGGAAUAUGGGCAGAUUCACUAAGCCGUGGACUGAUUGAUCUUAAUAUAUCAGCUCCCAAGAAGGUGUCCCUUGUCGAUGUUGGUGUCGUGGGUGAUCUUACUGAUGGACUAGAUGAAAGGGAAAAAGGACCUCCAACUUCAUUCUAUAUGGGAAGAGCGAUGGGCAUGGGGUCUGGCCUUAGUAAAUCUGGGUUUACGUCUUCACAGUCACAAGCAACCGGUGGAGAUGAUUUCUUCUCAAGCCUUGAUGUUUCAAUUGCUGAGCGUAUUGGUGUGCUUUCUCUUGUCCACAAUUACAAGAAAACAACGUGGUGA